Molecule: messenger RNA, 1095 nt
Organism: Rotaria sordida
Lineage: Eukaryota; Metazoa; Rotifera; Eurotatoria; Philodinida; Philodinidae
Source: the annotation of a GenBank genome assembly
AUGUUGUUCAUCGAACAAAUUCGAACUAUAUCUAUAUUAUGUCUAACUGUAUUUGGAUGUACAGGAAAUUUAUUAACAUUAAUUAUACUUCAUCAACAUUUCUUUCGUAAAACACCAUCAGCUAUAUUAAUUUCAGGUUUGUGUAUUGCUGAUUGUAGUGUACUUUGUUUACAGAGUUUACAAAUUAUUGGAAAACUUUAUUUACCAGUAACAUCAUAUGAUUGUAUUGUUUUCUUUUUUCUGGAUGUAUUUCGUCUUUUAUCUGUUUGGAUUGUUUGUUUUAUAAGUCUAGAACGUUGUUCACUUGUAUUUAAUCCAUGUCAUAUACCACGUUUGAUCAGUCGAAUUAAAACAUUUAUAUUUGUUAUUGUAUUAUUUAUUAUAUCAUUACUUAUAUUUAGUCAUUAUACAGUACAUUUAAAUAUGGAAUAUUUUCCUAAUUCCAAUCAAACAAAUGUUACAUAUUCAGUUUGUACAUAUAAACCACAUUUUCAUCGUAUAGUAUGGGAAUGUUUACGAUCAGCUUUAACAUAUUGGUUAACAAUUCCAAUUUGUAUUAUUUGUAAUAUUAUUAUAAUAAAAUGUCUUUUUCAAGCAUCACGUAUUGAACGUACAUUAAAUAAUAAUUCAAUAGAUACAUUAAAUUUAUCAAAUAAACAACGUCAAUUAACAGCAAUGCUUGUUACAUCAUCUAUAGUUUUCGUUUUAACAGUAACACCUUCAACAAUACAUACAAUUUAUUUAUCAAUAACAAAAAAUUUUACUCCUUAUCAAUAUAUUAUAAAUAUAAUUACAAAUAUUCUUCUUCAUUUUCAUCAUGCAAUAAAUUUUUUAGCUUUUAUUUUUUCAUGUGCACGUUUUCGUACUGAAUUAAUUAAAUUAUUUCGUACUUAUUUAUGUCGUCGAAUUUUUCAACGUUUAUAUAAAAAUCCAACACCAUCAACUGAACAAAUGUAUAUGUAUUCAACAAGACAACAAAAAACACCAAUAAAAUUAUUUACACCAAAAACAUAUUCAUAUAGACGAAAUAAUCAAAAUGGAAUAAUUGUACUUGGAACAAAUAAUUAUAAGAAUAAAACAGGACGAAAUUAUUAA